Molecule: messenger RNA, 2743 nt
Organism: Wyeomyia smithii (pitcher-plant mosquito)
Lineage: Eukaryota; Metazoa; Arthropoda; Insecta; Diptera; Culicidae
Exons: 5
Coding region: 151-2577 (808 amino acids)
Biological process (GO): regulation of transcription by RNA polymerase II
Cellular component (GO): nucleus
Molecular function (GO): RNA polymerase II transcription regulatory region sequence-specific DNA binding; zinc ion binding; DNA-binding transcription factor activity, RNA polymerase II-specific
Source: RefSeq, a predicted model, not a curated record
UACAGUGGCGAAGGUUUUUUUGUGGUUGUUCCUCGCUUGUCAGUGUGGUGCGAAGGUGCAACAGAGCUGAUUCUGGUGAAAAAUUACAAAAUAAUCGUGCAAAAAAUCAAUACCGACGGAAAUCGGAUACCGACAAUCUCUACCCGAACCAUGUCCUGCUGUGUUCGUGGCUGCUGGUCGCGCUACGGGAAGGACAAGGUGUCCUUUCAUCGGAUUCCGCAAAACAAUGAAGAACGUCGCCAGCGCUGGAUAGAAAUUCUCGACCGUGGCGACCAGAUUAAUUACAAUUCGGCCAUGGUUUGCAGCCGGCACUUUGUCGGUGGCUGGCCGGCAAAGGCUCAGGAGAAAACGGCAGCUAACUGGAUACCAACAUUGUUCCUCGGCCGCUCGGAAGACUCGCAAGCGACGGGAAGCGCCACUAUGGCGCCGAACGCACCAGUUCGAGAAGUCUAUGGCGACUCGGACGACAUCCGCUGUAUGGUUCGGGGCUGUGGAAUGACCAAGGAGGACAACCCGUCACUGCUGUUCUUCCCGAUUCCAAGGGACCAGGAAGAGCGCGGGCGAUGGUUGCAGCAAAUCGGAAUGCACAACGAUCCUUCACUCGCGAAGGCGGACAAUUUGCUGGCCGUAUGCGAAUUGCACUUUGACUUAGCAAAGGAUCUCAUGAAUUACGACGAUGUCAUUUCGAUGGGCCGAACAGCGGUACUGAAGGAUCAAGUUAAACCAACACGCAACAUUCCCCUCUUGAUGCAACCUAAAGCAGAAAUGUUCGAAGAUGAUGCUGUAGAUACGGGCGAUACCAAUCAAUCACUUGACACAGACGUUUCCUUUAUGUUACAAGAAAUGAACAGAACUAAAGAGGAUAAACAUUCCAACCUACUCGCGCAAUAUCCCGAGCAUCUUCAGACGAGUCCAAUAUUGGAAGAAUAUGUCCAAGUGUGUCGAUCCUGCUUAAGUACAAAUAUUGCGAAUUUGGUGUCGGCAUUCGAUGACAACCUAAAUGACAUCUACUACCAGUUCACUUCGAUAGCCAUCGACGACAGCGCUGGGAUUUCCACGAUGUUCUGUGUGGACUGCAAACAUCGGCUCUUAGAAAUGCACUUUUUCCGCGAUAACUGUGUAACUAGCACACAAAUUUUGUUCCAUCGGCAACAGAAAGCCUUUGGAAGCAGCAGUGCCCAUCAGCAGGAGCUCGAAGAUGACGACAACAGUCUACUUGUUCCGAUGCACGAAAGUCACAAUAUGAGCGAUUAUACCGCCAAUGGUAGCUCAUUCGGGGAAUCAAUGCAAACCGAUGAUCCUGAAGAUUUAUUAAUGCCUCAGCGAGAGGAACCCGAUUCGGUGGUUUCUCCCCCGAAAAGAAAUAUUCCGCGAUCACAAAUGACACAAGUGGCUAAAUCAAGUGCCGCUGCACAACCCCUGAAAUCGAUGAAAAAGCGCUUUAAGUGCAAAGUAUGCCAUAAGGAGUACAACUCGAAGGCCGGAAUCGAUAUGCACAUGUCAUCCCACGAAGGCGAUAAUCCGAGCGACUUUACGAUUGCAUGUAACCGGUGUCAUGUACUGCGCCGACCGCAAGACAAACACAGCUGCAUGGUGGAAACCAUGUACUGUCAUGUUUGUGGGGACAAGUUCCGCAGCUGGUCCUAUCUGAAGCUACAUCUGGCGAAGACGCAUCGAAUAAAGACGAAACGCCGUGAGCUGUUACAGAAAUUGGCCAACGAUAAACAAAUCGGAGUUUCGAACAGGUUGCUUAAAUCGCCACCGAUUCGUACCGUUAUCGUUCCGGCACCGGAUCUUGUGGAAGACUCGAGCGGAAGUCAGGGAAGCGCACACACUCCAAAGCACAAAAUGAUGAAAUGUACUUUCUGUUCGGCCAGCUUCAAGCAUGCUGCAAGCCUUGACGUACAUAUGCGAUCGCACUCUGCCGUACAACAAACACAAUGUCAUGAAUGUGGGGAAAAUUUCCCAUCAUAUCGGAAGUUGGAAAAACAUUUUGACAAGCAUCCCAACGAAAUACUAGGAGCCAUGUAUAAGUGCGCAAUUUGUGGCAACAUCUACAGCCGGAGACAAACACUACUGAUGCACCGGCAGUACGUUCAUCGGGAUCGUGACGUGGUUCAGUGCGGAGGUUGUUCGAAACUGUACGCUCACACGAAACAAUUAGCCGAUCACAAGUGUUUCCCCAAGCGACAGGAGCCAUCUGCUGGUCCAGUUCCGGUGGCUGUGACAGCUGCAUCUACCACCACAAGUACCGAAAACACCAUCAAUGGUGAUUUUGUAAUCGUUCGCCCAGAAUCAAUCCUCAAGGGAGUAGUGGCCAGCGAAAUUAUCGACGCAGACGAAGAAAAUUCCGUACCCGUGGCCAUGCAGGAGGGUAAUGCGGAUCCCCUGCUUGGUUUGGGCAACGAGGAGGUUAUUGAACUGGAAUCGGAUGACGAAUCCGCUCCGGAACCGAUUUUUUUUAACUGUACCGUUUGCGAUAAAUCAUUUGACAAGUCGGAUGUUCUCGACCGACACAUGAAGUUACACCGCAUGAUGAACGCUGCCAAGGCCAAUGAAAUUGGCCCCAGGAAGUAAAUUGUAUAUACAGUAAAACCGUGCAAUUACGCUCGGUGAUCUGGCGCGAAAGGUAAUUCUGCUUUUUUGUCUUACGUCCUUAAGUUCAAUUCGACGAUAUCGUUGCCUUUACCAUUGUACUGAAGUAUAUUUAAUAAUAUAACUUUGUUUAAUUUGUAUAAUGCAA